Messenger RNA from Fusarium pseudograminearum CS3096, 423 nucleotides. RefSeq lists its product as uncharacterized. The transcript has 2 exons. The record is from RefSeq and is a predicted model, not a curated record. Lineage: Eukaryota; Fungi; Ascomycota; Sordariomycetes; Hypocreales; Nectriaceae. Bases 1 to 423 code for a protein of 140 amino acids.
AUGUGCGGCCUUGUUCAGCUUAUCAUCCACUUCUUCAAGAAGAAGGAGGAGGCCGGAAGUGCCCAUGAAGCUCUCGAGCUUGGACAAAUCUCCCAUCCUUAUGACGUUCGUCGUGUGGACAGCAAGGGAAACCCCAUUGAUUCCCAGGAUCACCCUCUUCCCAACAACCUACCCGUGACCGAUCCCGUUGUCACCAGCUGUUUUGCUUCUACCCGAGGUGGUCGUCCUAACCUCGAUGCUGUCGCUAUCUUCCGAGGUCUGCCCAUCCCUGAUGGAUCUGCCGUCACCGAUGGUACCUCUACUGCUGAGAGUACACCCCCUGCCACCGAUGGUGCUGCCGUCGACCCUAAGGUCGAGGCUGGUGCCCAGGCCAAGCAGGAUACCGACCCUGUCGUUGCUGGUCCUGCUCCCAAGGAUAUCUAA